This is a messenger RNA of Rotaria sordida, 1850 nucleotides long. NCBI's taxonomy places the organism in Eukaryota, Metazoa, Rotifera, Eurotatoria, Philodinida, Philodinidae. The record is from the annotation of a GenBank genome assembly.
AUGUCUAAUUUAUAUAACUUAUUUCCAAAUCGUGAUCCAUUUUAUGAAGUUUGUUCAUGGACAAGUUUUGGUAAUGAUGCUAAUUGGAAAUAUCAAGUAUUUGUAUUAGAUCCACCAGCACCAAUUGAAUGUCCAUUUACUGGUAUGUGGACAUUUAAACAAGUUGGACAACCAAAUUCAUUAAUUCAAACACGAAUUCGUGGUGGUGUAACACCUCGACCACGUGAUCAUGGUUGGUAUAUAACAUGUGAUCCUCAAUAUAUGGUAUCACAAUGGACAAUAUGUGGUGAUCAAACGAAAUCAAUGUUUGCUGAUCGUGAAUAUUGUCGACAAUUAGAUCCAUAUGGAACACCAAUUGGUGUUUAUGAACAACCUGAUUAUAUAUAUCAAUGUGCUGGAUAUUGGAGAGAAGAUUCUCGAUCAGUGAUGGUUACAUAUGAUCGUGAUGAUCCUUAUAAUAAUUAUAAAUGUUGGGUUUAUGAAAGACGAGAUUUAACAACAAUAACAUUAUCAAGAUCAGCUGGUUCAGCUUGUGGUUUUAAUCAAACAUCUGAAAGUUAUAAAUCUGAAGAUGGUGCUGAUCUUGCUAUAACACUUAUUGAAGCUGAAAGAAUUCAUGAUGAUUGUCCAAUUCGUUAUGAUGAUGGUAGAAAUAUAAUAACAAUAAUAAUAAUACUAAUGCUGAUGACAAAAGCAUUAAUAUUAUUAUCCAUCAUUUUAAUAGGCAAAACAGUGAAAAGUCAAAUUGGAUGUACAUUUGAUCGUCCAUUAUUGGGUGAAUAUUAUUCAUAUGAAAAUGGUCUUGAAGCUCAUACAUCAUUAAAAGAAAAUGGAGAUAUCGAUAGACUUUUUUAUCGUCGAGAAUCGGGUCGUGGUGCUACUGCUAAUAUAAUAACAGUUCUUGAUAAUCAUGCUAUUGGAGAAUGUUUUAAUCUUAUUUGGAGAGAAAAUCCUUUUGAUCAUGCUUCAAAACAUCAUUUUGAACUUAUUUAUAGAGAUAAAGAAAAAUCGUGUUAUCAAUGUUAUGAACUAUACAAUCGAACACGAAAUGUUCUUCAAAUACGAACUAGUGAAUGUAAUGAAAUAACAUCAAUUGUAACAAAUCAAAUUAAUUUUCAAGAUCUUUGUGCAAGUAUUAAUCAAGAUGCUGAUUUUGAUACAUUAUUUUUAAAAACAUAUUCAGCUGAAGAAUGUCGUGCAACAAUCUAUGGAACAUAUCAUUUUACAUAUGAAUUUCGUGAAGGUGGUAUUGGCAUUUGUGAUAAUCCAAUAUCACGUUUAGUUUCUUGUCCGGAUCCUGGAACUCCAUUUGAAGCUGUUAAUGAACGUUUUUGGAUGACAUAUGGUUAUUGUCGAGAUCUUGUUUCAUCAAUUGAUGCUCAACCACUUUAUCAAUGUUUGGGUUAUUGGAUUAAUGAUAAAGGAGAUAUAUUUACUGGUAUUGCUAAUGAACGUGUUGGAUCAGAACGUUGGUAUGAUAAAUUUCGUUGUAUGUUAACACGACAAGAUCAACCACAAUGGUUUGCUAAAUCUUUAUUUGCUGAAUGUGCUCGACUUUAUUCACCAACAGAUGGACCAGAAAAAGUUAUUAUAUCACCAAUUAUUCCCGAAGUUCCAACACCAACUUGUUUUUUUCCAGAUAAUUUUACUGGUGAAUGGGUUAAUACGGCUAAUGUUAAUGCAAGAACAAUAAUUAAUGCUACACAUAUACAUGAAAUAUCACAAGUUAAUAAUCGUGGUUGGCUAAGAGAAACUUAUUAUGUUUGUCAACAAAUAAGUCGACAACAAUUUUUAGUUAAAACAGUUACUAAAGGAGAAUGUUUUUCAUAUUAUAUUUGUUUUGAUUUUAA